This is a messenger RNA of Owenia fusiformis, 1830 nucleotides long. The record is from the annotation of a GenBank genome assembly. NCBI's taxonomy places the organism in Eukaryota, Metazoa, Annelida, Polychaeta, Sabellida, Oweniidae.
GAUAGUUCAUAACCUCUCGGUGACCAGGGGAUAGAGAUCCAAGGCCAUGCUCUGGGUCAGUUAUAUAAAUACAAUUCUUAGUAAAUAAUACAUAAUGUACUCUUAUUUGGACUUGUAUACCUGAGAAUUUGAAGUUGUUCAUUUAUGUUGAAGACAAAUGAAGUAAUCACAAGCGAUAUGUCAACACCAACGGUUUUAUUCUCAUAUAUUGAGAGGAACGACACAGCAUCGUUGAGACAAGCGAUCAAGUUUGGAGGGAUAAACCCAAACCACUGGUGCGCCUCGGAUCAGAGCCCUCUAAACUAUGCCAUCAAACUACAGUACCCAGCAAUCAUGAAGGUCCUACUAGAGAAUGGAGCUAGUCCGAAUAUGAUCGAUAAUAAUCAAAUGAUUCCAAUACAGAUUGCUUUAUCAAUGGCCUCAGCUUGUAAAGAUAGGACAAUUUGUACUCUUGCGAAUUGUCAGCCAGAUAUUUCCAGAACAAUGCAUUACACGGCCGAUGCUAACGAAUAUAUGAAGGAUCAGGAGGAAAUUAAUUAUACAAUCAAUUUAGAACAUUUCAAAGGGAAUAUAUGGAACACCCAAAACACAAAGGAUGCUACUUAUACCGACACAGUUACUAUCAUUAAACACCUGGUCGAGCACGGCUGCAUUGUGAACACUUUAUAUUGCCCUGUAUCUGCAUCUAAUCCAUUUCUGAAAGUUUCUGCACUACAUGAUGCUGUUAUGACCCUACAGCCGGAGGUUGUUGAAGUUCUCCUCCAAUCUGACAACAUAAAUGUGGACCUCCUUACAUCCGAAGGUCGCACUGCUCUAUCCAUUGCUUGUAAUAACAGGCAAAUACAUGAGGAAGACGAUGCUUCACUCAAAAUUAUCAAAACGCUAAUUGGACACAAUUGCGAUGUUAACAAAGGAGAUAAGGAUCUGUCAACCCCAUUGAGAAUUGCACUUGAGAAAAAUGAUGAGAAGCUUUGUAAAUUGCUGUCCGAAGCUGCAGUUGAAGUAAAAGACGUAUUGUACUCCCCUAUGUAUGUAGCAAUUACCCGGGGCUGUUCUGUAGCAAUCGUAGACGCGUUGAUUAACCUCGGAUGCGAUAUUAAUAGAAUUAUGAACUUCAUGGGCGAAACUUGCCUAAUCUUAGCAACGCAUAAAGGAAGGUGUGAUCUUGUUGAACUCCUUUUAUUGAGAGGUUCUAAUGUCCCUCGAAGUUGGUACAAAGGAGAGGCGAUUCUCAGUGCCGUGGAACAAGAUGAUGUAAACAUAUUAAAGCUAUUCAUCCAUCAUGGGGUGGAUAUAGAAUGUAACAAUAACUCAAAGACUAGCAUAGUUCACGAGACGGUCAUGCACAACAGCCAGCAGGUUUUAAACUAUCUUAUUCGUGAUACUACAAUUGAUCUAGAUCAAGUUGAUCACCAAGGCAAAACACCCCUGUAUAUUGCAGCAGCACGUGGUCAUCUGAAAUGUCUGAAGCUUCUGGUUGAAAAUGGUUGUGAUAUUCAUACAAGAUGUAACAAACAAUUCUCAAUAUUUGAAGUGGCUGUAUUCUCCGAAAAUGUCCAAUGUGUUGAAUUCUUGCUUUCUAUCUGGUCUCAUCCACAGCCAAUAAUUGCUAAAAUUCUUAACAACCCCAAAGAAUCUCAUGAAAAUGUUAGACACUGGGCUAGAAUUAAGAGUUUCCUAGAAAUGAAAAUGGGAGAAUUCCCUUCUCUGCAACAAGUUACUCGGGACAACAUUCGUAAAUUAGUUGGUCAAAGAAACCUCGAGGCAAAAAUGAUAGAAGUUGGACUCCCGAAACGUAUGACCUCUUAUAUUAUGUACAAGGAUAAAUAA